GCUAUGGUAUCUGCAGGCCUCCAGAUCAUUGGCAUGUUCCUGGCAUCCAUUGGCUUUCUGGGAGACAUCAUCAUCUGUGCCCUCCCCAUGUGGAAGGUGUCUGCUUUCAUUGGGAACAACAUUGUGACGGCACAGAUCUUCUGGGACGGCCUGUGGAUGAACUGUGUGAAGCAGAGCACCGGCCAGAUGCAGUGUAAGGUGUACGACUCCAUGCUGGCUCUGCCCCAUGACCUGCAGGCGGCCCGGGCUCUGGUCGUAAUCUCGAUCCUCGUAGUCUUUUUGGGGCUGCUGCUUGCCACCAUAGGAGGGAAGUGCACAAACUGCAUUGAAAAUGAGGCAGACAAGAACAAGGUUGCCGCAAUUGCAGGUGUGUUCUUCAUCGUUGGUGGCAUCCUGUGCCUGAUUCCUGUGUCUUGGUCUGCAAAUGAGGUCAUCAGGAACUUCUACAACCCUAUUGUGAUUGACGCACAGAGGCAGGAGCUUGGUGCGUCGCUGUUCAUCGGCUGGGGCGCGGCAGGUCUCCUGAUCAUCGGCGGUGUGCUUCUGUGUGCUCAGUGUCGCCGGGGUGAGGACAGCAGAUAUUCUGUGAAAUACUCAGCCCCGCGCGCCACAGCCACUGGCGGGGCCUAUGUUUGA
Molecule: messenger RNA, 636 nt
Organism: Thalassophryne amazonica
Lineage: Eukaryota; Metazoa; Chordata; Actinopteri; Batrachoidiformes; Batrachoididae
Product: claudin-like protein ZF-A89
Exons: 1
Coding region: 4-636 (210 amino acids)
Biological process (GO): bicellular tight junction assembly; cell adhesion
Cellular component (GO): plasma membrane; bicellular tight junction
Molecular function (GO): structural molecule activity
Source: RefSeq, a predicted model, not a curated record